This is a messenger RNA of Dioscorea cayenensis subsp. rotundata (Guinea yam), 1576 nucleotides long. Its product is annotated as scarecrow-like protein 3. Gene Ontology annotation, molecular function: sequence-specific DNA binding; DNA-binding transcription factor activity. Gene Ontology annotation, cellular component: nucleus. NCBI's taxonomy places the organism in Eukaryota, Viridiplantae, Streptophyta, Magnoliopsida, Dioscoreales, Dioscoreaceae. The transcript has a single exon. The record is from RefSeq and is a predicted model, not a curated record. Gene Ontology annotation, biological process: regulation of DNA-templated transcription. Bases 1 to 1458 code for a protein of 485 amino acids.
AUGGUGCAAGAUGAAGCGGCAGCAUCAGCAUCUUCAUCGGUGAUAUCUUCUCCUCUCCAAUUCUUCUCUUCCAUGUCCAUCUCUCCAGGUUCACCAUACACUCCAUGGGUUCAAGAACUCAAAUCAGACGAGCGUGGUCUCUAUCUCAUCCAUCUUCUCCUCAACUGUGCUAAUCAUGUCGCCGCCGGUUCUUUAGACCAGGCCAAUUCUUGCCUUGAACAAAUCUCUAUGCUCGCAUCACCCACCGGAGACACCAUGCAACGCAUCGCUUCUCACUUCACUGAAGCUCUGGCUCGCCGUGUUCUCCGAUCUUGGCCCGGUCUUUACCGUUCUCUCAAUCUUACCACCACUGGCAUCGCCGACUCCCUCGCCGCUCGACGCCAUUUCUUUGAUCUCUGCCCUUUCAUCAAAGUUGCUUGUCUUAUCUGCAAUCAAGCUAUCAUGGAAGCCAUGGAAGGUGAGAAGGUUGUGCACAUCAUUGAUCUCCACACCAUCGAUCCCAUCCAAUGGGUUGCCCUUCUUCAGGCCCUGCGCCAGCGCCCUGAAGGCCCCCCGCAUCUGAGAAUCACCGGCAUUAGUGAUCACAAAGAGUUGUUGGAUGUCACCGGCGCACGGCUUUGCGAAGAAGCAGAGAAACUCGAUAUCCCAUUCCAAUUCCACCCUGUUCUUGCCAAAGUUGAAAAUCUUGAUGUCGAGAGCCUCCGUGUCAAGACCGGCGAAGCUGUUGCCGUUUGCUCUCUGUUCCAGCUUCACUGUUUGCUCGCUUCAGAUGAUGACAUUGGCAAUGGAUUUCGGAAAUUUCACAGCAGUCCAUCCCCUGCUGCCACUCACUCUAACAACAAGAACACUGUCCAGUUACAUAAAAUUAUGCAGUUGACACAAGGAACUCUUGGUGAGCUUCUUGAGAAAGACAUCAUGGCUAAUGCCAAAAAUGCUUAUAGUCCGGACUCUGCUUCUUCGCCGUUUGCAUUGGCACCAUCGCCGAAGAUGGAAAGGUUCUUGGCCUCGGUGUGGAGUUUGACGCCGAAGGUAAUGCUUGUUACCGAGCAAGAAUCGAAUCAUAAUGGGGCAACCGUGAAUGAGAGAUUCGUGGAAGCUUUAAAUUUCUAUGCAGCUCUGUUUGAUUGCUUAGAGUCUACUGUGCCGAGGAUAUCGCCAGAGAGAAUGAAGGUGGAGAAGAUGAUGUUUGGGGAGGAGAUAAAAAACAUCAUUGCUUGUGAAGGGGGAGAAAGGAAGGAGAGGCAUGAGAAGCUGGACAAGUGGGUGCAAAGGCUGGAUAUUGCUGGGUUUUGUAGAGUUCCAUUGAGUUACCUUCCUUUGCUUCAGGCCGACAGGUUCCUGCAGAGUUAUGGCUGUGAUGGAUAUAAACUCAAGGAGGAGAAUGGUUACAUUCAGAUUUGCUGGCAGGACAGGGCAUUGUUCUCUGUUUCUGCUUGGAGGUGCAGAAGGUUUGAGUGACUCUGCUUGUGCUUUUGUUUUUCUUCUUCUUUUUCUGCUAAUGUGUAAAGGAUUUUAGUCUUUUGGGUCUGAACUUUUUCUGCAUGAUGUUUUAACAACUGAAUGGCUUUUAGGACUA